AUGACGGGUCAUGUAAAUUCAUUAAUUCAUGACGAGAACUGCUUUGCAGCUUUGCCUCGAACAGAACGUGGACGAAGUGUUCAGAUUGGUGGCGAUCCUAAGGGCAAAAAUUUCUUAUAUUGUAUUGGAAACCAUGUUAUAAUCAGAAAUAUCGAGAACUUAGCUGAAAGUGAUGUUUAUGCUCAACAUGCUCUGCAAACAACAGUUGCACGCUAUGCUCCGAGUGGGUUCUAUAUUGCAUCUGCUGACACUGGAGGAAAAAUUCGAAUUUGGGACACUACACAGCGUGAACAUUUGUUAAAGUAUGAGUAUCAACCCCACGGAGCGAUUUAUGAUCUUUGUUGGUCACCAGACAGUAAGAGGAUCAUUACCGCUGGUGAUGGUAGAGAGAAGUUCGCGAGCGCCUUCUUAUGGGACAGCGGAAGUAGCGUCGGUACUAUCACUGGUCAUCAUAAGCCAAUAACUUGUGUUGACUUCAAACCAUCACGACCAUACAAGGUUGCUACUGGAGGAGAAGACAUGCAGAUCGCGUUUCAUUCUGGACCACCUUUUAAAUUCGAUCAAAAGAUCAAUAGCCAUUCUAAGUUUAUUAAUACCAUUAAAUUUUCUCCUAAUGGAGAAAAAUUCGUAUCUGGUGGAGCAGAUGGAAGAGCAUUUUUGUAUAACGGUAAGACUGCAGAAAAAGAAGGAGAACUUGGCAAUCCCGCUCAUAGUGGUGGAAUCUAUGGGUCUGCCUGGAAAGCAGACUCAGCCCAACUUAUUACUUGUUCCGCGGAUAAAUCUGUCAAAUUAUGGGAUGCUAAUACGCUUGAGCUGAUGGGUACAAUUAACGUAGGCAGUAAGUUACUCGAUCAACAAUUGGGAUGCUUGUGGCAAGGGGAUCAUAUUCUAUCAGUAUCACUUUCCGGCUACAUAAACUAUUUAGACUUUAGUAAUUCAGCUUUGACGAAAGUUAUUAAGGGACAUCAAAAGGCUAUUACUGCUAUAACCUUAUCGGCUGACAAGAAAAAGAUAUACACUGUAGACUAUACCGGAUUAACAAAUAUCUUUUCGAUCGUCUAA
Molecule: messenger RNA, 1062 nt
Organism: Trichoplax adhaerens
Lineage: Eukaryota; Metazoa; Placozoa; Uniplacotomia; Trichoplacea; Trichoplacidae
Exons: 9
Coding region: 1-1062 (353 amino acids)
Biological process (GO): locomotion; positive regulation of actin filament depolymerization; actin filament depolymerization
Cellular component (GO): cortical actin cytoskeleton
Molecular function (GO): actin filament binding
Source: RefSeq, a predicted model, not a curated record